Messenger RNA from Rotaria sp. Silwood1, 1842 nucleotides. Lineage: Eukaryota; Metazoa; Rotifera; Eurotatoria; Philodinida; Philodinidae. The record is from the annotation of a GenBank genome assembly.
AUGUGCACAGGACAACGAAUAGACAUUCAAACGGAUAAAAAAUUAAUUAAAAAUUUAAUGAUAGUGUCUCUGAUGUUAUUAUUAACAAUAACAAAAAGUUCAUGCUAUGAAUUUCAACCAUCACUUGGUCAACAAUAUAUUCAUUUUCCAACAAGUACAAAUAAUAGUUUAGCACAAGAACAUUUUAUUUUAGGUCUUGCUUUUCUGCAUAAUUUUUUGUAUUCAUUUGCAUUUGAACAAUUUAAACAAGCUUAUACUAUUGAUUCAGAAUUUGCUAUGGCCUAUGCAUUUUCAUCUUUAACUUAUUCAAAACCUGUAUGGUUAAAUGAAAAUCCUACAGAAAGUUGGAAACAAAUAAAAUUAAUGAAUUCAAAAAUUUCUUUUGAAAACUUAACACAAAGAGAACAACUCUAUGUUACAGCUGUAAGAAAAUUCUUUAAUCAAGGAAAUAUACAUUACGAUGAUUAUAUUAAUGUUUUAAAACAAAUAUAUCAAUUAUUUCCAACAGAUAAUGAAGCAGCUUUAUUUUUAGUUUGUAUUUUAUUUGCAAAAACUCAACCAGAAAUUCGUGGUUAUUUAAAUCGCAAUCCAAAUGAUCGUCAAUUACAAAUAGAUAUUUUAAAAACGAUCUUAAAAAAUAAUCCAAAUCAUCCAGGUGCAUUACAUUAUUCUAUUCAUGUUUAUGAUGAACCAAAAAGUGCUUUAUUUGCUCUACCAAAUGCAAUACAAUACUCUCGUAUAGCACCAAGUUCACCACAUGCUCAACAUAUGCCAACACAUAUUUAUCUUCGAUUAGGAUUAUAUAAAGAAACAUUAAUUGGAAAUUUGGAAUCAGAUGAAGUUGGAAUAAAUAAUGGGGUCAAUUCUGAACGAGAGUAUCAUAGUAUUGAAUUUAUGCAUUAUGCAUAUUUAAAUAUGGGAAGACAAUCAAUUGCUUUAGAAAUUUUAGAAAGUAUCAAGAUGUUAUUCAGUACUGACACUUAUUAUCGAAUGCAAUACGGUAUUAUGUAUGAUCGACAUAUUGUAGAAACACAAGACUAUACUUUUACAUUUAAUAAUCCAUUUGAUUUAAUUGUAUGUUCGGAAUGUAUAACACUAGGUGAUAUACUUUGGCUGAAUCAAAUUAAUUCUGGAUUGUUACUUGUGAAGGGAUUUUCUACAGUUAAAAAUGAUAAAGAAUAUAAAUUAAUUAUAGUCGAAGGAUAUAUUCAACAAUUAGCAGAUAUGUCAAUAAAAUUAAAUAAAACAUUUCCUACACUUUCCAUUUCGAUACUAGCUAUGAAAUUACAAUUACAAGCGUUUCAUGAAUAUUACAGAAUUGCUAUAACACAGAAGGAAAAAAAUAUUGCAUUGAAUUAUGCUAAGAAAGCAACUGAACUUGAAUUAUCUGUAAAUCCACCAACUUAUGGUCCUCCAAUUGAUCCUGUUAAACCUAGUCAAGAACUUUAUGGUGAAUUACUUCUAGAACAACAACAAUAUGAAAAGGCAAUCGAUGAAUUUUUAAAUGUUAUGACAUAUUUUCCUAAUAGAACAUUGACACUUCUUGGAUUAGCAAGAGCAUAUUCUUCACUUAAAAAAACGGAUUUGGCUUAUCUUUAUUAUUCUCGUUUAAUCAAUAAUAUGCUCUAUAAUUCAGAUGUUGGUUUACAAUGGUACGAUGAAGCAUAUGAUUAUUUAGCAACACAUUUAGAAAAGAAAUCUAAUUGGAGUAUGAAUUGGAAGUUUGGUGGAAUCAUAAUUACAAUUUCUUUUGUUAUUGGUAUAUUUGUUACAUUAUCUUUUAUGAUAUUAGUUCGAAAAUGUUCUCGUCAAAAUCAUCAACGUUAUCAAUCUUUCAAUUGA